Messenger RNA from Felis catus (domestic cat), 2465 nucleotides. It is a transcript of the gene TKFC, whose product is annotated as triokinase and FMN cyclase. Bases 320 to 2056 code for a protein of 578 amino acids. Gene Ontology annotation, molecular function: ATP binding; glycerone kinase activity. Gene Ontology annotation, biological process: glycerol catabolic process. NCBI's taxonomy places the organism in Eukaryota, Metazoa, Chordata, Mammalia, Carnivora, Felidae. The record is from RefSeq and is a predicted model, not a curated record. Gene Ontology annotation, cellular component: cytosol. The transcript is spliced from 18 exons.
GCCCCUUCCUCCGCCCUCGGAACCGACCCGCUGCCCUCAGCCCCCGUCCGCGUCUUUCGCCCAACCGAAGACCCCCGUCCUCUCCCUCUUCCAUUGCUCGGAGAGUUCUCGGGGCUGAUCUGCCUUUUGGAACCGGAAGUACUGCAGAGGUCUAAGAGGGUCAGGGAGGGGACAGCGAUUUGUGCACCUCCCAGACUGGAACCAAGGUGCUCCUACGACCUUUGCUGUGCUUAGACCCAGGUAGUACCCACGGGAUCGCCCAGCCUCUGGCAGCUCAACGUGAAGGCGUGAACUCAGCUUGCUUCAGAGCCUCCCCACCAUGACAUCCAAGAAGCUGGUGAACACGGUGGCAGGCUGUGCCGACGAUGCCCUUGCUGGCCUGGUGGCCUGCAACCCCAACCUGCAUCUCUUGCAGGGCCACCGCGUGGCCCUCCGUUCUGACCUGGACAGCCUCAAGGGCCGCGUGGCACUGCUGUCAGGUGGGGGCUCCGGCCACGAGCCUGCCCAUGCCGGUUUCGUAGGGAAGGGGAUGCUGACAGGGGUCAUCGCAGGAGCCGUGUUCACCUCCCCGGCGGUGGGCAGCAUCCUGGCAGCCAUCAGGGCAGUGGCCCAGGCAGGCACAGUGGGGACCCUCCUCAUCGUGAAGAACUACACUGGGGAUCGGCUCAACUUCGGCCUGGCCCGGGAGCAGGCCCGGGCUGAGGGCAUCCCCGUGGAGAUGGUGGUCAUCGGGGAUGACAGCGCCUUCACCGUCCUGAAGAAGGCAGGCAGGCGGGGACUCUGCGGCACAGUGCUCAUACACAAGGUGGCAGGUGCCCUGGCUGAGGCAGGUGUAGGGCUGGAGGAAAUCACAAAUCGGGUGAGCGUGGUUGCCAAGGCCAUGGGAACCCUGGGAGUGAGCUUGUCCUCCUGCAGCGUCCCUGGCUCCAGACCCACCUUUGAGCUCUCACCGGACGAGGUGGAGCUAGGCCUGGGGAUCCACGGGGAAGCUGGCGUGCGCCGGAUAAAGAUGGCAUCCGCCGACGAGAUCGUGACACUCAUGCUCGACCACAUGACGAACUCCUCCAACGUGUCCCAUGUGCCCGUGCAGUCUGGCUCCUCGGUGGUGCUGAUGGUCAACAACCUGGGUGGCUUGUCAUUCCUGGAACUGGGUAUCAUGGCCGAUGCGGCUGUCCGCUCUCUGGAGGGCCGCGGGGUGAAGAUCGCCCGUGCCCUAGUGGGCACCUUCAUGUCCGCCCUGGAGAUGCCUGGCAUUUCUCUCACCCUUCUGCUGGUGGAUGAGCCUCUCCUGAAACUGAUCGAUGCUGAAACCACCGCAUCAGCCUGGCCCAACGUGGCCAAGGUCUCUGUGACCGGGCGGAAGCGGAGCCGGGCAGCCCCUGCCGAGCCUCUGGAGGUCCCCGAUUCCACUGCCACAGGAGGCUUAGCCUCGAGGCAGACGGUGCUUGUGCUGGAACGAGUGUGCGCCACCCUCCUGGGCCUGGAGGAACAUCUGAAUGCCCUGGAUCGAGCUGCCGGCGACGGGGAUUGUGGCACCACCCAUAGCCGUGCUGCCAGAGCAAUCCAAGGGUGGCUGAAGGAGGGUCCACCCCCUGCCAGCCCUGCCCAGCUACUCUCCAAACUGUCUCUCCUGCUGCUGGAGAAGAUGGGAGGCUCCUCUGGGGCGCUCUAUGGCCUGUUCCUGACUGCGGCGGCCCAGCCACUCAAGGCCAAGACAGACCUGCCAGCCUGGUCUGCUGCCAUGGAUGCCGGCCUGGAGGCCAUGCAGAAGUACGGGAAGGCUGCUCCAGGGGACAGGACUAUGCUGGAUUCCCUGUGGGCAGCAGGACAGGAGCUCCAAGCCUGGAAGAGCCCAGGGGCCAAUCUGUUCCAUGUUUUGACGAAAGCAGUCCAGAGUGCGGAGGCUGCAGCCGAGGCCACCAAGACUAUGGAAGCGGGAGCAGGGAGAGCCAGUUACAUCAGCUCUGCGCGGCUGGAUCAGCCGGACCCUGGGGCAGUGGCCACGGCCGCCAUUCUCCGGGCCAUCCUGGAGGCCCUGCAGCAGGAGGGUGUGUGAGCGCCUCCUGGGCCUCUGUGCCCCUCUCACCGCGGCUCAGCGGUGGCCACUGGCAGUUCCUCCUGUCUUCCAGCUGUGACCCUCCCUGUCCCCUUGCCCCCAGGGCCUGUCCUGAGUUUGGCAGGGAACCCUCUACCAACCUCCAGAAUUCCUACAGAAACUGCAGGCCCAGAGUGGGUCAUGUACCACCUUAGCGCUGCCCUUUCCCUCUUCAGGGAGGUGGAAUUCUGGGGUCAUGCUGCUCUGCCCCAGCCACCUCGAGGCCUCAGUGAUAGGCAUUUUCCUUGGGUGGCAACAUGGCCUUUAACUGGCCAUGCUAAUUUGGUUUUAAGGCUUCCUGUGAAAGGCCUUCCGACCUUGACCCUGAGCCAAUGUGAAAAACAAGCAAAUAAACCACAUGGAAGCAAGA